AUGGGUCGCCAUUUAAAGGGAAGGUGGGGCUGUAAGAGACACCAUGAGUCUCCAUUUCAAGGGGAGGGGUGCUAUAGAGGACACCAUGGGUCUUUCAAGACUGGGGAAUACACGCGAGAUGAGGAAGAAGAGAGGACCGGCCUCUGCGUUAUUGAGGCUGCUUUGGAGCGAUUGAAAAAUGUGAAAGGCCCUGUUUGUGUGGUGUCCAUUGCAGGGCCUUGUAGGAAGGGCAAAUCCUAUAUCUUAAGUAAAGCUUUUGAACAGGGAGAGGUUUUCCCCCUUGGUCAUGAGCUGGACCCUGAGACAAUGGGAAUAUGGAUGUGGAUUGUGCCUGAAAAAUUCCAGGACGCUAAUGGACUGGAAGUCACAGUUGUGUUACUGGACUCGGAGGGAAUCGAUGAUGUGUCAGGAGAAGGCGCAGAUGAUCACUGUAUAUUUACACUGACUAUUUUACUGUCUUCAAUGCUGAUUUACAACUCAGCCGGAGUACCAACCAGGACCGACCUAGAUGGACUCGAGUAUCCUUAA
This is a messenger RNA of Pocillopora damicornis (cauliflower coral), 528 nucleotides long. RefSeq names its product guanylate-binding protein 4. Gene Ontology annotation, molecular function: GTP binding; GTPase activity. NCBI's taxonomy places the organism in Eukaryota, Metazoa, Cnidaria, Anthozoa, Scleractinia, Pocilloporidae. The record is from RefSeq and is a predicted model, not a curated record.